CUCUAGGGAGCCUUGCCUAGAAUCCCUACUGAGGGUCUGGGGCUGGUACCAGAGGGUUAGGAUGGCCAUAGAGCAGAGGUCAGUCUCCUGGAAUUUGGGGUCAUCGGACGGGUACAGAAGGACAGCACAGGCGAGGAGCCAGUUUAGGAAGCUCGUAAGGAAGUAGGCUCAUGUCCUAGAACACGAGUACUCUGAGUCACAAAUCCUGGAAGCCCGGGUCAGGCAGAGGAAGCUGUGCAAGGUCUUCCUGUUUUUUGGCCCUGACCGUUAGAAUAGGCGCUGAUGUUAACUUGGGGCUGAUGUUCCCUCCAUCACCCCACCCACUGUGGCUUAGGAUCGCCAAGACACAAAGUCAGGGGAUGGCUGGGGGACAUCUCUGCUGCCUGGAAGGGGAAACUGAGGCCCAGAAUUUGUUGGAGACUGACGAAGCUGCUGAGAAUCCCAUGUGGAGUGUUUCAAAUUGGACUGUACUCCUUUCUGGUGUUACCUGUGGUCACCUGGUCCUCACCAUGUGGACCCCGCGAGCGCCCCCUCCACGCCCGGCCCUGCUGUUCCUCCUGCUGUUGCUUCUGAGGGUCACCCAUGGCCUUUUCCCAGAUGAACCACCUCCACUCAGUGUGGCUCCCAGGGACUACCUGAGCCACUACCCCGUGUUCGUGGGCAGCGGGCCUGGUCGUCUGACCCCUGCAGAGGGUGCUGAGGACCUCAACAUCCAGAGAGUGCUACGUGUUAACAGGACACUGUUCAUCGGGGACAGAGACAACCUGUACCAAGUAGAACUGGAGCCAUCCACAUCCACGGAGCUGCGGUAUCAGCGGAAGCUUACCUGGCGCUCCAACCCCAGUGACAUCGAUGUGUGUCGGAUGAAGGGCAAGCAAGAGGGUGAGUGUCGGAACUUUGUCAAGGUGCUCCUGCUUCGUGACGAAUCCACGCUCUUCGUGUGCGGCUCCAAUGCAUUCAAUCCCAUCUGUGCCAAUUACAGUAUGGACACACUGCAGCUUCUUGGAGACAACAUCAGUGGUAUGGCCCGCUGCCCCUACGACCCCAAGCAUGCCAAUGUCGCCCUCUUCUCAGAUGGGAUGCUCUUCACAGCCACAGUAACUGACUUCCUAGCCAUCGACGCUGUUAUCUACCGUAGCCUUGGGGACCGGCCCACACUGCGCACAGUAAAGCAUGACUCCAAGUGGUUUAAAGAGCCAUACUUUGUGCAUGCGGUGGAGUGGGGAAGCCACGUCUACUUCUUCUUCCGGGAGAUCGCCAUGGAGUUUAACUAUCUGGAAAAGGUGGUGGUGUCCCGUGUGGCCCGUGUAUGCAAGAAUGAUGUGGGCGGCUCCCCACGGGUGCUGGAGAAGCAGUGGACUUCCUUCCUGAAGGCCCGGCUCAACUGCUCCGUGCCUGGGGACUCACACUUCUACUUCAAUGUACUGCAGGCUGUGACUGGUGUGGUGAGCCUUGGCGGCCGUCCAGUGAUUCUUGCUGUCUUCUCAACUCCUAGCAACAGCAUCCCUGGCUCAGCUGUCUGUGCCUUUGACAUGAACCAAGUGGCUGCUGUGUUUGAAGGCCGCUUCCGGGAGCAGAAGUCACCUGAGUCAAUCUGGACCCCAGUGCCUGAGGACCAAGUACCACGGCCCAGGCCCGGGUGCUGUGCAGCGCCCGGUAUGCAGUACAACGCAUCCAAUGCCCUUCCUGACGAGAUUCUCAACUUUGUAAAGACCCACCCACUGAUGGACGAAGCGGUGCCCUCCCUGGGCCACUCGCCUUGGAUUGUGAGAACUCUGAUACGGCACCAGCUGACCCGAGUGGCUGUGGAUGUGGGUGCAGGCCCAUGGGGCAAUCAGACAAUAGUCUUCCUUGGCUCUGAGGUUGGCACAGUCCUCAAAUUCCUUGUGAAGCCCAAUGCCAGUGUCUCAGGGACCACAGGGCCCAGCAUCUUUUUGGAGGAGUUUGAGACCUACCGGCCAGACAGGUGUGGACGAUCCAGCAGUGCUGGUGAGUGGGGACAACGACUUCUGAGCCUGGAGCUAGAUGCUGCCUCAGGUGGCCUGCUGGCAGCCUUCCCCCGCUGUGUGGUUCGUGUUCCUGUUGCCCGCUGCCAGCUGUACUCGGGGUGCAUGAAGAACUGCAUUGGCAGCCAAGAUCCAUACUGCGGGUGGGCCCCCGAUGGCUCCUGCAUCUUCCUCAGACCAGGAACCAGUGCCACGUUUGAGCAAGAUGUGUCCGGGGCCAGCACCUCUGGCUUAGGUGACUGCACUGGACUCUUGCGCGCCAGCCUCUCAGAUGACCGCGCAGGGCUGGUAUCGGUGAACCUGCUGGUGACGUCCUCGGUGGCAGCGUUCGUGGUGGGUGCCGUGGUGUCCGGUUUCAGCGUGGGCUGGUUCGUGGGUCUCCGCGAGCGGCGGGAGCUGGCCCGGCGCAAGGACAAGGAAGCCAUCCUGGCGCAUGGCGGCAGCGAGGCAGUGCUGAGCGUGAGCCGACUGGGCGAGCGCAGGGGAACCGGGACUGGGGGUCGUGGGGGAGCCGGCGGCGGUCCCGGGGGUCCCCCGGAGGCCCUGCUGGCCCCGCUUAUGCAGAAUGGCUGGACAAAGGCGGCACUGCUGCAUGGUGGUCCUCACGACCUGGAUUCGGGGCUGCUGCCCACCCCUGAGCAGACGCCUCUGCCCCAGAAACGCCUGCCCACAACACACCCACACGCCCACGCCCUAGGACCGCGAGCCUGGGACCACAGCCACGCGCUGCUGUCGGCCUCUGCCUCCACAUCCUUGCUCCUGCUGGCGCACACCCGCGCCCCUGAGCAGCCCCCAGUGCCGACUGAGUCAGGCCCGGAAUCUCGCCUCUGCGCCCCAAGAUCCUGCCGGGCCUCUCACCCAGGCGACUUCCCACUCACGCCUCACGCCAGCCCGGACCGCCGGCGGGUUGUGUCCGCACCCACGGGCCCCUUGGACUCUUCUUCGGUGGGCGACGACCUUCCAGGGCCAUGGAGCCCACCUGCAACCAGCAGCCUGCGGAGGCCGGGCCCCCAUGGGCCCCCAACAGCCGCCCUGCGGCGCACACACACAUUCAACAGCGGCGAGGCGAGGCCCGGGGGUCACCGUCCUCGCCGCCACGCACCCGCGGACUCUACACACUUGCUGCCCUGCGGGACGGGCGAGCGGACUGCACCCCCGGUACCCUAGGCCGGGCGGAUGCCUCGACGGUGCCAACCACAGCGACCCGGGCGUCAGCCCAGGUCACCGAGCCCUACUGGCGCCGAGUGGGACGCGUUCGUUCCCCACCCUCGCGGGUGGGGAUCUCCUCGCCACAGGGAAGCACAAGAGCCCCCUCCAUCCCGGAAGAUGCAGAACAUGAAGCCCCGGGGUGGGCGGGAAGAGGCUGACCUUUUACCUGAGCAUAGACUUUGAUUUUUGUUUAUUUUGAGUUUGGUUUUUUUUUUUUUCUAAGAAAUUGCACAGCCCCAUUCUUACUUGGGGUGUCGGCCGGGGUGGGAGGUGAGGAUAUGGGGUAACGGGAGGCAGAGCUGCAGACACGAGCCUUCCUGCCUCAACACAUCCUCCCUAGAAGGGACCCCCUCCCCUUUCCUGGGCUCCUGCGCGCGCGCGCGCGCGCGCGCGUGUGUGUGUGUGUGUGUGUGUGUGUGUCCGUGUGCAUGGCCUGUUUGUGUGCAAAGGCCCGAGGCAGAAGUAUGUGUGCGUGCGUGUGAGACAGGGCUGCCGUGUGUGUGUGUGUGUGUGUGUGUGUGUGUGUGUGUGUGUGUGUGCGACUCAGAAUGUGGGUGGUGGUGCCCUCAGAGACCCUGGCAUUGGCUGAGCCAAUGUUGGUACUUCUGGAAAGAAACCCAGGGGAUGGAGCCUCUGAGGUGCCGGUUGGAGUUCAAAUCCUGCUCCUGCAGAGGGAAUCUGGGGAUCCAGGCUGGGAGAUGGGGGAACCUACUUCUAAAGGGCUUGUGGGGGGUUUUGGGAGGGUGGAAGUGGGCAGACACCCCUGUAAAUACAGCCCUGGGGUGGUCAGAGAGGCCCAUGCCACCUGUCCCCACUUGUGACAUGCCCUCUGACUGCCAACUGACCAUGCAUGCCACGUGGCCAGCUGAGUCCAGGACCCUCCUCAGCCCUAUCCCUGUCAAUAAAACUCUUGUUUACAUCCACCGGC
Messenger RNA from Rattus norvegicus (Norway rat), 4143 nucleotides. It is a transcript of the gene Sema6b, whose product is annotated as semaphorin 6B. Lineage: Eukaryota; Metazoa; Chordata; Mammalia; Rodentia; Muridae. Gene Ontology annotation, cellular component: plasma membrane. The record is from RefSeq and is a predicted model, not a curated record. Gene Ontology annotation, molecular function: semaphorin receptor binding. Gene Ontology annotation, biological process: negative chemotaxis; central nervous system development.